UUCCUCAUGGCCAGUUCCCAAGAGGAGAAGGGACCCGGCACCCGGCCGCGCCUGCGCAGUGCGCCCCACCUUGGUUUGCCCGGUCUCCAUGGCAACGAGGCCGGCUCAGAGGCCUCAGCCUCCGGGAGAGAGAUGAAGCUGAAGCGGUUCUUGCUGCGAUACUACCCUCCGGGGAUUAUUCUGGAAUAUGUUCAAGGCGGGGAAGUGAAAACCAAAUCCAUAGAUUUACUAGAUCUGAAUGCAACUACAGAUGUAGGAGCCUUAGUAGAAGAUAUUAGAAAGUCAGAACCCCUUAUCACAGCCUCUCGUAAAGAACAAGUUGUACAUUUGAUACUACGACUACAAGAGAAGCUUGGACAACCAGUCGACCACAAGUUCCAUCUUUUUAAGGUACUUCGAGCACAUAUAUUGCCAUUGACUAAUGUUGCCUUCAACAAAUCUGGUUCUUGCUUCAUCACUGGAAGUUAUGACAGAACUUGCAAACUGUGGGACACAGCAUCAGGAGAAGAGUUACGUUCCCUGGAAGGACACAGGAAUGUGGUAUAUGCAAUUGCAUUCAAUAAUCCCUAUGGUGACAAGAUUGCUACAGGAUCUUUUGACAAGACCUGCAAAUUAUGGAGUGUGGACACAGGAAAAUGCUAUUAUACCUUUAGAGGACACACUGCAGAAAUAGUUUGCUUGUCCUUUAACCUUCAAAGUACAUUGAUUGCUACUGGAAGUAUGGAUACUACAGCUAAAUUGUGGGACAUACAGAGUGGAGAAGAAGUGGUCAGAUUAACAGGGCAUUCUGCAGAGAUUAUUGCAUUGUCCUUUAACACCACAGGAGAUAGGGUCAUUACAGGUUCCUUUGACCACACAGUUGCUGUAUGGGAUGUUGACACGGGCAGGAGGUUGCAUACGUUAAUAGGGCAUCGUGCAGAAAUAAGUAGUGCACAGUUCAAUUGGGACUGUACUCUGAUAAUCACUGGCUCAAUGGACAAAACAUGCAUGCAGUGGAAUGCCCUCUCUGGCAAGCGGGUGGCAACUUUAAGUGGACAUGAUGAUGAAGUGUUAGAUGUUUGUUUUGAUUAUGCUGGCCAGCGUAUUGCAACUGCCUCAGCUGAUGGGACAGCAAGAGUUUAUGAUGCAGAAACAAAAAAAUGUAUUGCAAAACUUGAAGGUCAUGGAGGGGAGAUUUCGAAGAUCUGCUUCAAUCCUCAAGGCAGUCGUAUUCUUACAGCCAGUUCCGAUAAGACAGCUCGACUUUGGGACCCACAGACUGGACAAUGUAUUCAAAUAUUAGAAGGUCACAAUGAUGAGAUAUUUUCAUGCGCUUUCAACUACAAGGGCAAUAUAAUUAUUACAGGUAGCAAAGAUAAUACAUGUAGGAUAUGGCGCUGAGGAUAAUGCCUGACUGAAUGUCCUAACAACUUUCGUAUGGUGAAUUUAUAGACAAUAACCACUAUGACCUUUUAAAACUCUUUUUGUGUGUCUUCUUUUCUCUUUUAGCCUUAAUGAAAUAGAUCUGUUUCCUGAACUCAUGAGUUGAACAGUGUUAGCUGGUUCUAUAUUGGCUUUAAAUAUGUUAAAUGAUUAAGUUGCAAUAAGCUAUAGGCCAGUAGUGGUAGAGAUGGGGAUAUUCAUCAUGAUCUUAACUAUUACCUGGAUGCUUAUCACAUGUUUAGUUGAAUAUACUCGGUGUGUUUAAUCUUUGGUUAAUAAACUAUUUGAAAAGCUA
This is a messenger RNA of Anolis carolinensis (green anole), 1717 nucleotides long. It is a transcript of the gene daw1, whose product is annotated as dynein assembly factor with WD repeats 1. The transcript is spliced from 13 exons. Bases 7 to 1380 code for a protein of 457 amino acids. NCBI's taxonomy places the organism in Eukaryota, Metazoa, Chordata, Lepidosauria, Squamata, Anolidae. Gene Ontology annotation, molecular function: protein binding. The record is from RefSeq and is a predicted model, not a curated record.